GUGAAUCCAGGAAGUGUUUGGGGGUUACACAAGGCGGAAGUGAGAGGAUGAUUUUGCUAAGCCUGAAAGUAUUCGUGGAGGAAAAAACUCGGAGGGAGGAAUAACAGCACUUUUAUAAGUUGUACGUUAAGGUGCCUUGCGAAUUGUUUUGUGUGUCGCUGUUGGUAAGAACAACAAGAAAUUGUCUUUUUUGUCUCUAGUUUAUUUUUGUGGCAGCGACAGAGCUAAACGUCACGCCAACUGCUUCGGUUGUUUUGCAUUCAAGCUCGGCCUCGAUACGGACGACAGCAGAUUGGGUCAGUCCACCUCUACUCGCCCCGUUUGAGUCUUGGCACAAGAAGUUAGACCUCUGACCUCGCUCACCAUCAGUGCCUGUGCAUUUGGAGUUGGCUCCACUGUCUGGUCCAAAACUCCCGUCUACACCUCACCACUUUCAACCCAGCCCAGGCCCUCUCUUCCGGAGCAGUCCCUAUCUCUGUCGAUGGCUGGGCGUGGUGGAGGAGCAGCCAGGCCAAAUGGCCCCGCGGUAGUCAACAAAAUCUGCCAGUUCAAACUGGUGCUGCUGGGCGAGUCGGCGGUGGGCAAGUCCAGCCUCGUGCUGCGCUUUGUCAAAGGCCAGUUCCAUGAAUACCAGGAGAGCACUAUCGGAGCUGCCUUCCUCACCCAGACUGUCUGCCUGGAUGACACCACAGUCAAGUUUGAGAUCUGGGACACAGCGGGCCAAGAGCGCUACCACAGCCUGGCUCCCAUGUACUACAGAGGGGCCCAGGCCGCCAUCGUGGUCUACGACAUCACCAACGCAGAUACUUUCAUACGAGCAAAAAACUGGGUGAAGGAGCUGCAGAGGCAAGCCAGUCCCAACAUCGUGAUCGCUUUGGCGGGCAACAAGGCUGACGUCGCCAACAAGAGAGCUGUGGAGCUUCAGGAGGCACAGGCAUAUGCAGAUGACAACAGUCUGCUCUUCAUGGAGACCUCAGCUAAAACUGCCAUGAAUGUCAAUGAAAUUUUCAUGGCCAUUGCCAAGAAGCUACCCAAAAACGAACCUCAGGGCGGAGCUGGACCAGGGGGACGGACCAGGACAGGAGUGGACCUACAAGAAGCCGCCCCCCAGGGCCGCAGCAGCCAGUGCUGUGGCAGCAGCAACUAGCAAGCGCAAAACCAUGAACUUAGUGAGCAAGCCCUGAACAUCUUUUUAAGGACAGCAGCUGACUACAAAUCCAGACAGGACUUCCACUCUGCACUUAAACUGAGAUUACAGAUGAGAUUAUCUGGAUCCCCUGUGAUUAAAGGAACAUUUUUUAAAGAAUCAUAAGCUAGAGGGAAUUCCAGUGUCCCUCGCUCCUCUCCUGUCCUUUCCCCCUGUAUCUAUCUACCUCCCUCUCCAUCUUUGACUUCCCUCUCUCUGUUGAUUGAAUUCUGUCUUAAAUUACCUUUUUGAAGGAUGAUGGUUGUCAUUUUGCCCUCCGUAAGUGCAUGUGUGUCUGUGUGUGUGUGUGUGUGUGUGUGUGUGUGUGUGUGUGUGUGUGUGUGUGUGUGUGUGUGUGUGUGUGUGUGUGUGUGUGUGUGUGUGUGUGUGUGUGUGUGUGUGUGUACUGUAUAUGUGUGUGAGUGGCGAAAUCUGGAAAUAUAUGUGAAAUUUGGCGGUUGUUUUCUUUUCUGUUCCGAUUGUGUCCUCUUGAAAGAUACACCCAACCAUCUUGACACUGACAAAGCCACUGAUCUGAAAGACGGUGUCCCGGUGCUUUUCAGAUCUCUGCAUUUUGUCACGCUUUUUAGGGACCUGGACCUGAUCAGGAGUUAGAACCGGCUUAUGACUGCUGUACUCUUGUAGCAGGUCAUGAUUUGAUCGAGUACACACCUUAAGGUGUCUGUGGCCUGUGCAACACGUCAUCCAAUGUGCAUUAACACCUGUAAUAUCAGAGAUGUUAGCAGUUUUUUUUCAAAAUUGUAAAAUAAAUGUGAAAAUAAAUCGUAAGACCAAAAAGUAA
Molecule: messenger RNA, 1988 nt
Organism: Myripristis murdjan (pinecone soldierfish)
Lineage: Eukaryota; Metazoa; Chordata; Actinopteri; Holocentriformes; Holocentridae
Product: ras-related protein Rab-5C
Exons: 6
Coding region: 482-1147 (221 amino acids)
Molecular function (GO): GTP binding; GTPase activity
Source: RefSeq, a predicted model, not a curated record